Molecule: messenger RNA, 3510 nt
Organism: Canis lupus familiaris (dog)
Lineage: Eukaryota; Metazoa; Chordata; Mammalia; Carnivora; Canidae
Gene: SLC45A3
Product: solute carrier family 45 member 3
Exons: 7
Coding region: 511-2169 (552 amino acids)
Biological process (GO): transmembrane transport
Cellular component (GO): membrane
Molecular function (GO): sucrose:proton symporter activity
Source: RefSeq, a predicted model, not a curated record
GGAGGCGGGGGCGGGGGCGGGGGCGGGGGCCGGGCCCGGUGACAGCCGCACGCCUCGGCCAGUUUAUUUAUUUAGGCUCUACACCCCAUUUGGAGCUCAAACUCAGGACUCCGAGAUCAAGACUUGUAUGCUCUUCUGACCAAGCCAGACAGGAAGCCCUGGGAGAGCUGUUGAUGCCCUGCACCUUGGGCCCCCAACUCCAGCGACUUGUAUCUCAGCACUGCCACAAGGGGCCUUAGGCAGUUGUUUCUGUAUCCCCAGCACCUUCACGGUGGGCUUGCAGGAUCUGAGUGAUGAGCUAUGUCCCCGCCAAGACACCCCAUGGCAACAGGCAUUUAGCAUGGGCUGAGGCGCUGGACCUGCACAGAAGGCUGGCAGAAAUGGGCCGGUGGCUGAGGCCGGGACAGUCGGUGGCAGCAAGGAAGAGAGGCCUGGGCGUCUGGAGCAGGGCUGAGACACAGCAGUGGCGGAGUGUGUGAAGGGGCCAGAGCCUACCCUGCCUGGCCUACCAUGGUCCAGAGGCUGUGGGCCAGCCGCCUGCUGCGGCAUCGGAAAGCCCAGCUCUUGCUGGUCAACCUGCUGACCUUCGGCCUGGAGGUGUGCCUGGCUGCAGGUAUCACCUACGUGCCACCUUUGCUGCUGGAAGUGGGGGUAGAAGAGAAGUUCAUGACCAUGGUGCUAGGCAUCGGUCCAGUGCUGGGCCUUGUCUCGGUCCCACUCCUGGGCUCAGCCAGUGACCACUGGCGUGGGCGCUAUGGUCGCCGGAGGCCCUUCAUCUGGGCGCUGUCCCUGGGCGUCCUGCUGAGCCUCUUCCUCAUCCCGAGGGCCGGCUGGCUGGCGGGGCUGCUGUGCCCAGAUACCAGGCCCCUGGAGCUGGCGCUGCUGAUCCUGGGUGUGGGGCUGCUGGACUUCUGUGGCCAGGUAUGCUUCACUCCGCUGGAGGCCCUGCUCUCUGACCUCUUCCGGGACCCAGACCACUGCCGCCAGGCCUUCUCCGUCUAUGCCUUCAUGAUCAGCCUUGGGGGCUGCCUGGGCUACCUUCUGCCGGCCAUCGACUGGGACACCAGCGCCCUGGCCCCCUACCUGGGCACUCAGGAGGAGUGCCUCUUUGGCCUGCUCACCCUCAUCUUCCUCACCUGCGUGACAGCCACGCUGUUUGUGGCCGAGGAGGCAGCGCUGGGUCCGACCGAGCCCACGGAGGGGCUGGCGGUCCCCCCAGUGCCACACUGCUGCCCCUGCCAUGCCCGCCCGGCUUUCCGGAACCUGGGUGCCCUGUUUCCCCGGCUGCACCAGCUGUGUUGCCGUGUGCCCCGCACCCUGCGCAGACUCUUUGUGGCCGAGCUGUGCAGCUGGAUGGCAUUCAUGACCUUCACGCUCUUCUACACGGACUUUGUGGGCGAGGGGCUGUACCAGGGUGUGCCCAGGGCCGAGCCGGGGACCGAAGCCCGGAGACACUAUGAUGAGGGGGUCCGGAUGGGCAGCCUGGGGCUGUUCCUGCAGUGCGCCGUCUCCCUGCUCUUCUCUCUGGUCAUGGACCGGCUGGUGCAGCGAUUCGGCACCCGGGCCGUCUAUCUGGCCAGCGUGGUAGCCUUCCCCGUGGCUGCCGGCACCAUGUGCCUGUCGCGCAGCGUGGCCGUGGUGACCGCCUCGGCCGCCCUCACCGGGUUCACCUUCUCCGCCCUGCAGAUCCUGCCCUACACGCUGGCGUCCCUCUACCACCGCGAGAAGCAGGUUUUCCUGCCCAAAUACCGAGGAGAUGCUGGAAGCAGUGCCAGCGAGGACAGCCUGAUGACCAGCUUUCCAUCGGGCCCCAAGACCGGAUCGCCCUUCCCCAAUGGACACAUGGGUGCUGGAGGCAGCAGCCUCCUCCCACCUCCACCUGUGCUGUGCGGGGCCUCUGCCUGCGAUGUCUCCAUGCGUGUGGUGGUGGGCGAGCCGCCCGAGGCCAGAGGCAUUCCGGGCCGGGGCAUCUGCCUGGACCUUGCCAUCCUGGACAGUGCCUUCCUGCUGUCCCAGGUGGCUCCGUCCUUGUUUAUGGGCUCCAUUGUUCAGCUCAGCCAGUCUGUCACUGCCUACAUGGUGUCGGCUGCGGGCCUUGGUUUGGUGGCCAUUUAUUUUGCUACACAGGUAGUGUUUGACAAGAGCGACUUGGCCAAAUACUCAGUGUAGAGUACUUCUGACCCGCUGAGGACGGGCCUGCCUCCCUGGGUCCUGGCCUCCCCCUCCCCCCCGCAGUGCAUCCCCAGGUAGCCUCCUAGGGUCAGGCCCGCACCCCUGCUCCCCCUCUGCCAGGGUCUGUUGCUGCCAAUGUGGCAUGGCUCUCUGCUGCCACCCCGUGGUGACAAGGUGCCGAGUGGCACAGGUGGGGGCCUGGGGCUUCCCUGUCUUCAGGGCUGGCUGAGUGUUGGUCCGCACAGGCUUCAGUCUGGACUUCUACAGGCAGGCCAGAGGGUGGGGCCUUUCACUGGCUCCUGCACUGGAAUGCAAGACUCUAGGGGGAUUACCCAGGCCCUUAAGGCUCACAGCCAGUGUCAAGACAUACCCAGUGAAGGAAUUUGGAGAGCUGAGUAAACCACCUGGUCUCUCCCCUCCAAACCCCUUAUCCCUUAGAUUCCCUCCAUGUUGCUCUUGCGUGGAAGUUUCUAGUGUGAAAUUCCUCUGCAGGAUGUGAGAAGGAAGUUAUUUGUGGGUAAAAGUCUGGUGGGGAGAAAGGAAGCCACCUGGCUGCUUAGCACUGCCUUUCUACUCUUCCCCCACUGCCACAUUUUAUCAGGACGUGGCUUGUUGGCUCCUGUGUUGCCAUCAUAGGGACACAGGCCUUUAAAUAUUUAACUUAUUUAUUUAACUAAGUAGAGAGGAAUCAAUUCCCAGCUCUGCCAUCUUGGUUUCUGAGAGGUGAUUUCCCCAAUGGGCCUGAGAGAUGGCUGGUUUAUUAGGCUGAGCAUUGCCAGAAUUGUCUUCCCCUGGGUGAUUGGUCUAACCUCAGAAUGCCUAACCCAGGAACUUGGAAGCCCUGUUUAACUCAGUGGAUAUCCCAAAUCUCGUUACUCAAGGCUGGGGGGAGCUGGGGACAUAGGUGGAGGUGGGGCUCCAGGUCUCAGCUGCCUCCCUAGCCUCCUCUCCCCUCUUGGCUCAGCCUGCCUCCCACCCUCUACUCCCCUCUGCUCUCUCUUAGGGCUUGGCUGAUGAAGGAGCCGCCCACCCCUUUCCCCCACUGGCUCCACACCCCUCUUUUGGGCUGUUGCAGGACCAGACACACAGAGCGUGGCUCUGGCUCAAGCUUUUAUUCGUCUCAGCCCCCAGGGCAUAUCUGUGCUUGGGGAAUCUCGCACAGAAACUCAGGAGUACCCCCUGCCUAGGCUAAGGAGGUCUUAUCUCUUGGGGGUUUAAGUGCCGUUUGCAAUAAUGUUAUGUCUUAUUUAUUUAGUGGAGUAAAUAUUUUAUACUGUAUGUGAGCAAUCAGAGUAUAAUGUUUAUGGUGAUGAAAUUAAAGGCUUCUUAUAUGUUUCA